This is a messenger RNA of Cucurbita moschata (crookneck pumpkin), 1349 nucleotides long. RefSeq names its product 28 kDa ribonucleoprotein, chloroplastic-like. Gene Ontology annotation, cellular component: cytosol. Lineage: Eukaryota; Viridiplantae; Streptophyta; Magnoliopsida; Cucurbitales; Cucurbitaceae. The record is from RefSeq and is a predicted model, not a curated record. The coding region runs from base 117 to 1124 and encodes 335 amino acids. The transcript has 4 exons. Gene Ontology annotation, molecular function: mRNA binding.
CUCUUCUCUCUGUUCCUUCACUGACCCUUAUCCUCACCUCCUGGGUGUUAGGCCUCUCCUCUAAAACCCUUCUUCUUCGUCCUCCUCCUCUCCUCUCCUCUCCCUGAGAUUCAGAAAUGGCUUCUUCUUCAGCCACUUCAAUUUUGAAGCCCUUAUCCAAGGCAGAUUCUUGCCUUCUCUCCUUGCCUUCUCUCUUCACCUGCAGACCCCCGCACUCUUUUCUCUCUUUCCCUUCCAAAUUCACCACCGCCCCCUUCCAUCUUUCCUCUUCUCAUUGUUCUUCUCUCUUUUCCUCCUCGAAGAAGAAGACACAUCUCUCAUCGCUAGUUGCCUCUGUAGCCCAGUCUUCGGAGUGGGGCCAAGAAGACGAUACCAUCACCAUUGACCCAAAACUCAGCGGCGACGAGGAUGGCGAAGAAGGCCCUCAUUGGGAAAAUCAAGAGCUCAGUGAGAAUGAGUCUCGUAUUUCUGAUUGGGAAGGUGAAGGGGAAGGCGAAGAUGAUGGAGGAAGUGAGGGUGAAGGAGGAGGAGUUUUGGAGCUGGGAGACGAGGAAGAAGGCCCUUUGGAGGAGCCAAAUGAAGACGCUAAAUUGUAUGUUGGGAAUUUGUCAUAUGACGUUGAUAGUCAAAAGCUUGCAAUGCUGUUUGAGAAGGCUGGAACUGUCGAGAUUGCUGAGGUUAUUUACGACCGACAAUCAGAUCGGAGUCGUGGUUUCGGUUUUGUGACAAUGAGUAGUGUCGAAGAAGCUGAGAAAGCUGUGGAUACCUUCAACCGUUAUGAGUUCUUGGGGAGGCCGUUGGUUGUUAAUAAGGCUGCCGCCAGAGGUUCAAGGCCAGAACGCCAACCUCGAACAUUUCAACCAGCUUUCAGAAUCUAUGUUGGUAAUCUUGCAUGGGAAGUAGACAGUGCACGCCUGGAGCAGGUCUUCAGUGAACAUGGUAAAGUAGUAGACGCUCGGGUUCUUUACGACCGGGACAGUGGCCGUUCUCGUGGCUUUGGCUUCGUGACCAUGGCCGACGAAACUGGAAUGAAUGAUGCCAUUGCUGCUCUGGAUGGACAGAGUGUAGAUGGAAGGGCAAUCAGAGUGAAUGUUGCAGAGGAAAAACCAAGGCGCAAUUUCUGAACUGAACCAUGAUAUGAUGAAACCCAAUGCCCUUUUUCUCUUGUUUGUUCUGUGUUUCGCUUUUCUUCAUCUUUUCUUUCUAAAGUAUAGGUGAGUUUUGUAGUGCCAUUGUUUAGCCACCUUGUAAAAGUGCAAUUUGAUGUCCUUUAUGCUUUCACAAUUUCAAGUCUGUUAUUAUUCUGGAUGAUGCGAGUUACUUGUUUCAAAAGUGUUGUACCUUUUUUU